Acanthoscelides obtectus is the source of this 318-nucleotide messenger RNA. The record is from the annotation of a GenBank genome assembly. NCBI's taxonomy places the organism in Eukaryota, Metazoa, Arthropoda, Insecta, Coleoptera, Chrysomelidae.
AGUUAGUUCUUAUUUAAGCUACAUUUUUUGUUGAGAUGAUGAACUUCGGAAUCUGGAGUGAUUGUAAUCGACAAACGGAGCAUCCUGAGAAAGGGUUUAGUGAUAGAGAGAUUCUAUAUUGGAAGGAUGUAUUUGUUAUAUCAUUACGACUAUUGAGGAUUUCUACUCGAUUCAACAGUCACAUAUGUGGAGCGCUAUGAAACAUUCAAGAAGCAGAGUUGAAGGCACUUCAUUCCACUACCAACCCAUGGUGCUGCAGAAGACCACCAGGAAUGAAAAUAUUUGGACCAUAAUAAAAUUGAUGUUUAUACAAUAAAA